AUGGGUAAAGCAGAAGCAGGAACACCUAAAGAUAUAUCGAAUAGAAUGAAAUUAAAAGGUCUUUAGAAAUUAAAAUUUUAUUGUUAAAUGUGCAAAAAGCAGUGUAGGGAUUAAAAUGGUUUUAAUUGCCAUUUAAAAAGCGAAACACAUUUAUAUAAUAUGAGAUAAUUUGCUGAAAAUCCUAGUGAAUUUUUGUCUACUUAUAGUAAAGAAUUUGAAAACAACUUCAUGGAUUUGCUAAAAAAAAGAUUUAAUUAGAAAAGAGUUUUAGCUAAUACAGUUUACAAGGAGUACAUUGGUGACAAAACGCAUGUUCAUAUGAAUAGUACUAAAUGGACAACUUUGUCUGGAUUUGUGAUGUAUCUCCAUGAGACUGGAAAAGUAACAGCAGAUCAAACCGAUAGAGGUUUAUUUAUCACAUAUGUAGAUAAGGGAUUAGAAGCUAUUAAAUAAUAAAGAGAAGAAGAAAAAAGAGCGAGAUUAGAAAAAAAAACUGAAAAAAUGUAACAAAUGGAAUUAGAGCGUCAAUUGCAAAAUGUCAAAAAGCUUGAAGAAACAAUGAAUAAGAAUAUUGAAGCAAAAAAUGAGUAAAUGGAUGAAUUAGAUUUAGAAGGUGGAUAAUUUGAGUUUGGAAUAUCUUUUAAUCUAAAAAAAGAUGAACAAGAAGAUGAAGAUGAACAAGAAGAAGAAAAUAAAGAUGAAGAGUUGAUCUCAUUUUCAGUGCAAUAACAAAAUAAUUAAUAAAAUCAAGAAAAUGAGUAAGCAGCAGUGCCUACUGAAAACAAAAUAGAAAAUAAUACACAAAUUAAUUAAUAAGAUGGAGAUUAAAUAUAAUAAGAAGGGGAAGAUGCUUUUGAUGAAAUUCCUUGGUUAUAGGAAGGCAUUACUGUUAAAAUUAAAGAUAAAGAACUUGAAAAUGGUUCGUAUUAUAAUGAAAAAGCUAUUGUUAAAGAAGUAAACUCAGAAGAUCCAUUUUAGGGAAAAAUAUAAUUAAUCAAAAAACCUGAAGUAGUAAUUUAAAUGGAUUAAUAAUUCCUUGAAACAGUAAUUCCUAAAUUAGAAGGAGAAGUAAUGAUUCUAAAGCCAGGUUAGUAUUGCAAAAAAAUAGGAUUAUUAAAGAGUGUAAUAAAAGAAAAAUUUGAAGGUGUAAUUUAAUUAAAAGAAGAUCCUUCUAUUUAGUUAAAUAUUCCAUAUGAAUUAUUUAGUAAAAUUUGA
Molecule: messenger RNA, 1215 nt
Organism: Tetrahymena thermophila SB210
Lineage: Eukaryota; Ciliophora; Oligohymenophorea; Hymenostomatida; Tetrahymenidae
Product: KIN17 curved DNA-binding domain protein
Exons: 1
Biological process (GO): DNA damage response; DNA replication
Cellular component (GO): nucleus
Molecular function (GO): double-stranded DNA binding
Source: RefSeq, a predicted model, not a curated record